AUUUUUGUUUUUAGUGAAGAGAACGUAUGGAAAUUAUGUGAACAAGUGAAAAAAACAAGACCCGAAGAACUAUCAAAAUGUUAUGCUGUUUUUGUAUCAAAUGAAGGUAGAACAGUUCCAUUAUGGAGACAAAAAGCUGGAAGAGGAGAUGAUCAAGUUGUUAUUUGGGAUUAUCACGUAUUUUUCAUGCACAAUCCAUCACCAUCAAGGUGUUUGGUAUUCGAUUUAGAUACAACGUUACCUUUUCCAACAUAUUUUCACAAGUAUGUAACAGAGACAUUUCGUUCAGAUUUAGCACUUAGACCAGAGCAUCACAGAUUUUUUAGAGUAAUACCAGCUGAAACAUAUCUAACAGAAUUUGCAUCAGAUAGAAGGCAUAUGAGAAGACCAGAUGGUAGUUGGAUAAAACCACCUCCAUCAUAUCCACCAAUACAGUCAAGUUCCAGCGCACAUAGUCUAGGUGAUUUCAUCUGUAUGACAGCGGGUAAAGGACCCGGUACUGUUUAUAGUUUAUCAGAAUUUGUUUAUACAUUUUAUAAAUCACAAUUAGCACAACAGCAAAAUAAUAAAUAAAAUUACGCCUAUGCUAUAUAUAUUAUAAAUAUUAUUAAUUAUUAUUAUUAAAAUUUGUAAUUAAUAAUUAUAUUAAAAAAAAAAAUUAAUUAUUAAACUUUAACUAUAAAUAUAAUUAUUUAAAAAAAAUUAAAAUAUAUUUAAAAUAUAUAUAUAUAU
Molecule: messenger RNA, 732 nt
Organism: Condylostylus longicornis
Lineage: Eukaryota; Metazoa; Arthropoda; Insecta; Diptera; Dolichopodidae
Gene: tun
Product: protein N-terminal glutamine amidohydrolase
Exons: 4
Cellular component (GO): nucleus; cytosol
Molecular function (GO): protein-N-terminal glutamine amidohydrolase activity; protein-N-terminal asparagine amidohydrolase activity
Source: RefSeq, a predicted model, not a curated record